Cucurbita pepo subsp. pepo (vegetable marrow) is the source of this 1144-nucleotide messenger RNA. RefSeq names its product folate-sensitive fragile site protein. The record is from RefSeq and is a predicted model, not a curated record. Gene Ontology annotation, biological process: dephosphorylation. NCBI's taxonomy places the organism in Eukaryota, Viridiplantae, Streptophyta, Magnoliopsida, Cucurbitales, Cucurbitaceae. Gene Ontology annotation, molecular function: phosphatase activity.
CACGGCGAAUUCCAUAGCUUGGCGCGGCCAUGGCAUCGUUCGGCUCCCUGAAGAACGCCAUUUUCGAAAGAGAAGAGAGAAAACAACAGUACCAGGCUCAUGUACGAGGGCUCAAUGCUUACGAUCGCCACAAGAAGUUAAUGCAUGAUUAUGUUCAUUUCUACGGGAAAAAUAAAUCUAGGGAAGAAAAUUUUCCUAUUAAGACUGAUCAAGACACCUUGAGGGAGGGCUACCGGUUCAUUCGUUCUGAAGAAGAUGACAUGGAUACAUCAUGGGAGCAGAAGCUGGUGAAGCGAUAUUAUGAUAAGCUUUUUAAAGAAUACUGCAUAGCUGAUAUGACACAAUACAAAAGUGGGAAGAUUGGUCUCAGGUGGCGUGUAGAGAAGGAAGUAAUGUCUGGCAAAGGGCAGUUCAUAUGCGGUAACAAGCAUUGUGAUGAGAAAGAUGGUUUAGCAAGCUAUGAGGUGAACUUUUCUUAUUUUGAAGCAGGAGAAAACAAACAAGCCCUUGUAAAGCUGGUAACUUGUGAGAGAUGCUCAAAGAAGCUUCACUACAAGAGAAAUAAAGAUAAGGAGAAACUGGAAAGGAUGGAGCAAGAAAUGUCCAAAAGAAAGAGGCCAAGUGAUGACAGUUCAGAUAGUGAGGAUGCGGGGAGCAGAACAAGGAGGAGAAAAGGAAAGAAGGCAUCAACAUCAUCAAGGGAUCCUAAAGCUGAUGAUAAAGAGGACUUCGAUGAAUAUCUGGAAGGAAUGUUUCCAUAAUGUUGAUGCCAUUUUUCAAAAUGUGGAUGGAUAUGGACCUCAAGGCUACACUUCCUGUCUCCACGACUAUUACUCUCAGUAUCCACUUCCUUGAAACCUUUUUGAAGACGACAAAUGCCUGUGGCUGUACGUAUGCACUUUUUUUCUGGCAAUUUAUAUCUCAACUUGAAACAUCAUGUGUGUGUGUGUUCUAAUAAUGGUUUAAUUGUAGUCUUGUCACGGUCUAUAUAACUUGUUCUGUUAAUGAGCUGUGAAGCAUGUAUUUUUGCCCAAGGCCACUAGUAGAAAGGCUCAUACUUUCCCUUGGGAAUGAAAUGGGCAAAACUGAAAAACCAACCCCACCCGACUCAAACCGAUAAAAUGAACAUUUGUUGGUCGAUUUA